AUGGCUUCACGAAAAAGAUGUGGAAAGAUUCUUCACAGUGAUGCAAGUGACAUUGUUUACAACGUUAUAAAAUACUUUGACGAAGAGAAGAACUUGAAGCGUUAUCAUCCGUUAAAGUAUAGCGCCGCACGUGCAGCGAUGGCGACUAAUUUAUCGAGGGCUACUAUAUCGAAAAUAAAGAAAGAAGGUCAACUUGCAGAACAAACCAACACCAAGCUCCGUACGCCGAGCAAGGGCAGAAAAGGCAAAAAUAAUACGCGUGUCCCCAUGGAGAACUUCGAUAUAUGA
This is a messenger RNA of Parnassius apollo (apollo), 288 nucleotides long. Lineage: Eukaryota; Metazoa; Arthropoda; Insecta; Lepidoptera; Papilionidae. The record is from the annotation of a GenBank genome assembly.